This is a messenger RNA of Gadus chalcogrammus (walleye pollock), 2408 nucleotides long. It is a transcript of the gene scube1, whose product is annotated as signal peptide, CUB domain, EGF-like 1. Gene Ontology annotation, cellular component: cell surface. NCBI's taxonomy places the organism in Eukaryota, Metazoa, Chordata, Actinopteri, Gadiformes, Gadidae. The transcript has 15 exons. The record is from RefSeq and is a predicted model, not a curated record. The annotation marks the transcript as partial. Gene Ontology annotation, biological process: signal transduction. Gene Ontology annotation, molecular function: calcium ion binding.
GCAGACAUCGACGAGUGCCUGGAGAACAACGGGGGGUGCGACCACUUCUGCCGCAACACGGUGGGCUCCUUCGAGUGCAGCUGCCAGAAGGGCCACAAGCUGCUGACGGACGAGCGCACCUGUCAAGACGUCGACGAGUGUUCGUUUGAGCGGACGUGCGACCACACCUGCAUCAACUACCCGGGCAGCUUUGAGUGUGUGUGUCAGAAGGGCUACACUCUGUACGGCCUCACCCACUGUGGAGACAUCGACGAGUGCAGCAUCAACAACGGCAGCUGUGAGCAGGGCUGCCUGAACACGCAGGGGGCCUACGAGUGUGUGUGCCCCCCCGGAGAGAAGCUGCACUGGAACAAGAAGGACUGCGUCGAGGUGGUGAAGUGUCUGCCCAAUGGGAAGCCGGCGCCGCGUGCCCAGCUGACCUGCGCCCGCAGCGCCGGCCUGGAGGUCUGCUCGCUCUCCUGCCCCUCGAACGCCCUCUACCUGGCAGACUCUGAGAACAGCUACACCUUAAGUUGUGGGGUUCCAGUCCAGGCCGGGAAGCCCCCACCCAAGAGGAACACCACCCUGGUUCUGAACACCUGCGCAGAGACGCAGGCCCCGCCCAUCAAGCAGAAGGCGCGCUUCAAGAUCAAAGACGCCAAGUGUCACCUGAAGCCACGCAGCAAGGAGAAGCACCGUGAUGCCGCCAAGCAGAGCCUGCAAGGAGGUCAGGUCCCGUGUACAGACGACUGUCAGGUGACCUUCGUCAACCUCAAGUGCGACUCGUCCAAGAAGCGGCGGCGCGGACGCAAGUCUCCGGCCAAGGAGGUGUCGCACAUCACCGCCGAGUUCGAGAUGGAGAUGAAGGAGGGCGAGGCCUCAGACGGGUGCAACGUGGAUUGCGUGCGGGAGCGUCUGAAGCAGCGACUGCAGAGCGCCAUGCGGACCCUGAGGAAGUCCAUCAACAAGCAGCAGUUCUACGUGCAGUUCUCCGGGACCGAUUACGAGAUGGCCCAGAAGGCCACCCGGGGGCCCGAGGCCCCCGAGGCCUGCAGCACGGGGCAGGUGCUGCGGGACGGCAAGUGUGUGAGCUGUGGUCUGGGGACCUUCUACAGCGGGGAGCAGGAGCAGUGUGUGCUGUGCCCGGCGGGGUCCUACCAGGACACCCUGGGCCAGCUGUCCUGUGAGCCCUGCCCCAGCACCGAGGGUCCGGGGGUCACCGGGGCCCGGAACGUGUCCCAGUGCGGAGGUCAGUGUCCGGCGGGUCAGUCCUCGUCGGACGGGUUCCGGCCGUGCCAGCCCUGCGCCCUGGGGUCCUACCAGCCCGAGGCGGGGCGCGUCCUCUGCUUCCCCUGCGGGGGGGGGCUCAUGACCAAGCACGAGGGCUCCCUGUCCUUCAGAGACUGCGAGGCCAAAGUGCACUGCGCUCCGGGUCACCACUACAACUCCACCUCUCACCGCUGCGUCCGCUGUCCGGCCGGGGCGUACCAGUCCGAGUUCGGGCAGAACUACUGCAUCACCUGCCCGGGGAACACCACCACAGACUUUGACGGAGCCACCAACGUCUCCCAAUGCAAGAACCAGCUGUGCGGAGGGGAGCUGGGAGACUUCAUGGGCUACAUCGAGUCCCCCAACUACCCGGGGGACUACCCGUCCAACGUGGACUGCAUCUGGACCAUCAACCCCCCGCACAAGAGACGCAUCCUCAUCGUGGUGCCAGAGAUCUUCCUGCCCAUCGAGGACGAGUGUGGCGACGUGCUGGUGAUGAGGAAGAGCGCGCUGCCCACGUCCAUCACCACCUACGAGACGUGCCAGACGUACGAGCGGCCCAUCGCCUUCACCUCGCGCUCAAGGAAGCUCUGGAUCCAGUUCAAGUCUAACGAGGGGAACAGCGGCAAAGGGUUCCAGGUCCCCUAUGUCACGUACGAUGAGGACUACCAGCAGCUGAUAGAGGACAUCGUAAGAGAUGGUCGACUCUACGCCUCCGAAAACCACCAAGAGAUCCUCAAGGACAAGAAGCUGAUCAAGGCGCUGUUCGACGUGCUGGCCCACCCUCAGAACUACUUCCGCUACACGGCGCAGGAGUCCAAGGAGAUGUUCCCGCGCUCCUUCAUCAAGCUGCUGCGCUCCAAAGUCACCAGGUUCCUCCGGCCAUACAAAUAGAGCCAGGGGGGGCGGGGCCUCGGGAAGCCCCUCCCACCUCCUCCUCCACCUCCACCUCCACCACCUCCCCCUUGAAGACCCUGUCCCCCUCACCACCACCACCACCAGUGUUGGUUCCUCCACCCAGAUGCGGUCGUCAUGUGACUUCGUCUCCUCCGGCCCGGUUCCCUCUCUCCGCGUCUCCAGUGUAAAGAUUCAAAGCUGCGUUGUGUAACAGCGAUUGGUUAAAGAGUGUCACCCCAGGGUGUCUUGUGUUUCUUCUGAGU